Molecule: messenger RNA, 3549 nt
Organism: Drosophila novamexicana
Lineage: Eukaryota; Metazoa; Arthropoda; Insecta; Diptera; Drosophilidae
Product: myb-like protein AA
Exons: 4
Coding region: 34-3351 (1105 amino acids)
Source: RefSeq, a predicted model, not a curated record
GAGUCGCCACCGAACGUUGCAACUGUUAUUGCCAUGGAACUGGAAUGCGAUUUGGGUGCCAUACAAAACGAGGAGUUGCUGAGGAAAAUGUGGCAGCAAUCGGAGGACAGCGAACGUAAACGGCAAAUCCGUACGCAUCUCUAUAAGCUACGCGAAUCGCGUCUGAGGAAUCUCUAUAGGCACGAACCGGAUAGCAUAGCAUUCGCAAUGUCUGAACCGAAUGGCAAUACUCUGUCCGGCUUUGGCAAGGAUCCGCUGGCCACCAGCCAUGGUGAUGCGCUGCUGGACCAGAAUUUCCAGAGCCUCAAGUCCAAGGAGGUGCGUGAUUCGAUGAGUCCCACGCACGAGCUCAAGUUCCAUUCGAUGAGCCUCACCCAGCCGAAUAGCACCGGCUGGGAUGUGCAGACCUCCUCGGAGGUGAGUCCCGAUGGACGCGCCUAUCGCACCGAGACGCUGGCCAAAACAGAUGGUGUUGAGAAGCUGAAUGGUGGCGGCACUGCCGAGUUCAAGGGUCGCAAUGAGCAGCGCUCGAGCGCUUCCCAUCAGGGCGACGACAAGAACUAUGUAAAGCAGGCGGCCGAGAGCUCCAAUACGCAUCUCCAGGAGAAGGUUGUCUAUGGCGAUGAGAGUGCCGGCGGACGCACCGAAACGAAGAUGAGCUCCACCACCUCCUCGUCGAGCUCCAAGUUUGUCUCAUCCUCCACUGUCGAGUAUGGGGAUGAUGAUGCCGCUCAGCCACGCUAUCUGCUGGACAGCCAGACGACAAAUCGUCAGCAGCAGCAGCAACAGCAGCGAGAGCAGCGGGAGCAGCGGGAACAGCGUGAGGUGCGGGAGCAGCGUGAGGUGCGCGAGCGCGAGGAGCAGCGCGUGCAGGAGCAGCGUCUGCAGCAACAGCGCGAGGAACGCUACUCGGAGAGCCGGGAGCAAUCGAAGAGCACUCGCAACGUGGAGACACAGCAGCAUUACGAGGAGAACAAACACUAUGUGGACAUGGACAAGGCAUCGCCGGAAUAUCAGCGUCAUGUGCAGCAUCUGAUGUCGCAGCCAGGCGAGAUUAUCUCCAAUACGGUUGAGUAUCCCAAGCCCAAUGUCAAGAUGAUUACCACGGUGAAGCGUCUGCCCGACGGCACCAUUGUCAAGAACAAGCGCUACGAGACCGAGCAAGUGACUCCCAGCGCGGAGACGACGCGCCAAACCCAAACCCAGACCCAGACCCACAAUCAGUCACAGGUAAAUAAUCAGCGUCGCACACAGGAUGUGCACCACCAGCAUCAGCAGACCCACAGCCGUGGCGAGCCGCGCGAUGUGGUGGACAAUGCGGAACCGUUGCGCCGGCCCGCCGAGGCCGAGGAGCUCAUCAAGCAGGAGAGCUAUUCGUCGGUCAAGAAGUCCAGUCGUCGCUUCUCCACUGAAACGACAUCGGAGACCGUCGAGGAGUACGACGAUCGUGCGCCCAAUCAGCCUGCACAGCAGCUGAAGGCGCCGUCUCCGGCACGCCAGGAUUACAGCAUGCACGGCUUUCCCAGCAAGCCAAUUCAGGAGUUUCCCAAUCAGCGUCCGACAACGCCCAGCCGUCAGCCGGCGAGCGAUUUCUCCACGCACGGCUUUCCCUCGGUGCGCGGCAACAAGCCCACCCAGGAGUUUCCCAAUCAGCGACCCACCACCGAGGAGGUCGUAGUGGUCAAGUCCGAGAAGAGUCGCAAUGUCAAGCAGAGCAGCAGCUCGCAGCGCACCGUCGAGACGGAGUACGUCGACGAAGGGCAUGCGCCCUUGCCGGUGGCGGCUGGACCAACAGGCACGCCCAGCUGGGAACAGCCGGCCAGUCCGCGACGGGCACCCGUCGAGGAUUUCAGCACGCACGGUUUUCCCUCGGUGCGCAGCUCACGGCCCGAUCAGCCCGAUGCCGAGGUAGUGCAUCAGACCAGCACGAGCGCCGUUAGCCGCAAAUCGGAGCGCAUCAUCGAGACCCAGUUGGAGCAGGACGAUCUGGAGCCGGAGCCGCUGCAGCAGCAGCGUCGUCGUCCACAGCCGCUGAACGCCCAGCCGCCGGCCAGUCCGCGUCGCACGCAGCCGCGCGACGAUUACACAGGUAACCAGGGUGGUUAUCCCGCGGCUCGGUCGCCCACACGCGCGCCGGCCAGCAAGUCGCCGCCGCGCAGACCGAGCGCCGGCAUACGCACGCCCACACGGAACGCGCCGGAGUCGACAACAACAACCACAACAACAACCACGGUGACACGUCGCCAGCUGCAGAAGGAGCGCGAGGUGGAUGCAGCGCAUCGUGCGUUUGCCGCCUCGCUGCGCAGCAGCUCGCCGGCGGAGAGCGUCGGCUCGACCGGGUCGCAUCAUCAGCAUCAUCCGCAUUAUUCGCAUCCGACACAUGGGCGUCGCGAUAGCGGCCAAACGGAGCAACAGCGUCAAACGCCACGGUCGAGCAUCUCGUCGAGCCGCACAUUUAGGCGCGACGGACGCGAGGGCUCACACGACAGCCAUGCGCCGUCCGAGUCCAGUCGCAUCAGCUCGACGACGGUGACACGCCAUGUGGGCGUGCCCACUACCAAGAGCGUGGGUAAAACACUCGUUACCAAGCAGCAGCAGCAGCAACAAGCUGUUGUGAAGACCCGUAACGUUCAAGGUUCUAACGAAACAAUCGAUCUUAUGCCGCAGCGUUCGCCCAAAUCGCCAGCAGCAACGAAAUCCACAACAACAACGACCACAACCACAAUUGGCAAUAAGCCAACAACCGCCGGAUCAGCAUCCCCAGCCGUCACACCCACAACCCCAACAACCCCGAUAACCCCGACAAAGCCCACAGCCGCAGCUCCAACAGCUCCAACAGUUCCAACAGUUCCAGCCGUUAUUCCUACAGCUCCGCGCAAUCUGCCAGCUAGCGAGACGCCAAUUGUGUCAGAUAACCAAUCACAGUAUACGUAUGCUACUACUAAGCCAGCCGAUAUAUUCUCUUUGCCACCUACUCCUACAACACCUACCAUUAACAACAACAACAACAACAACAACAACAAGAACAACAACAACGCAACACUAACAAUCAACAACCAGAACCAGAACCAGAACCAGAACCCUUCCAUCGAAGACAAGCCCAACGAAUUGUUAACUAAAACCAAGCUGAGCUCAAAUGAGGCAACCACAUCCAAUCCAUCUGGCGGCGUGCUUGAGCCAACCUGUGUGCGUCGACACUAUUACAAGCUGGGUCCGGCCGCCGAUGCGGAUGCGGAUGCGGAUGCGGGUCAAUCCGCGGCUAAAACCGAAGCGGCCAGCAUUGCCAAGGCGGUGACAAGUACUGAAACCGUUGGUAAGGCCCAAAAAGCAACAACAGCAACAACAACUUAAAAUCUAAAUCAAAUAAAACACAAACCACAAAUCGAGCAAGCAACUAUUACUUCUACUUCUUCUACUUGCAACCAAACACCGUUUUUUUUUUUUUUAAUAUAGAGAAAAAUUAUUUUUUGAAACUAUCUUUACUACACGUAAUAUUUUAAACAUAUUUUUUUGGAACUUUGCUAAUAAAAACUGUUUUACAAAAUACCA